UAUACCCAUCGGUUUAUAUCUAUACAUAUUAUAUAUGAUGACAAAAGAGAGAUGUGUGGGGUUAAGUAAAAAAAAACGUUAACGCAGAUUUCAUCUCUAUAUAUAAACAGCAUCAUCGAAAGAAGUAUAUUUUUACCUCAUAAAAAUAUACUUGUAUAAGUAUCGAGAGAGAGAGAAUGGAAGCACUACAUGGAGUUUCUUCCGGAAAGUUUGACAUCAAGUCACCGGCGGACAAGUUCUUUACAUCUUUCACCGACGACAUAGAUAGCACUUUUGACAUAAUAUCAAAGGAGAAGAUCACUGAGUCCGUGGGUUGGGAGAAAAGAACAGUGACGUUGAAUAUGUGUGGAAAUCUAGUCUCGGAUAGCUACAGUACGUUCAAAGCAACCAUCACGGUCACUCCCAAGGAAGAUGAGACCGACGGUAGCCGUGUGGUGUGGACCGUGGAGUACGAGAAGAUCCGUCAUGACAUUGGAGAUCCAAUGUGGAUCAUCGACAUUCUUAUCAAUUACUUAAAGGAGACUGAUGAAUAUCUUUGUAUGUAGUCUGUUUUUAAUCACAAUGUGCGUAUUUAGUUAGGAUAUAACCUAACAUCUUAGGUGAAAUGGGAACUAAAUGUGUUUCUACGUUAAUUGCAUUAUAUUUUUUUUACGUUUGGCAUAUUGGGGUGUAUAAACUCUCAAGACUUUCAAGAUGAAUAAUAUGGAU
Messenger RNA from Raphanus sativus (radish), 708 nucleotides. RefSeq lists its product as uncharacterized. NCBI's taxonomy places the organism in Eukaryota, Viridiplantae, Streptophyta, Magnoliopsida, Brassicales, Brassicaceae. Gene Ontology annotation, biological process: defense response. Bases 177 to 545 code for a protein of 122 amino acids. The transcript is spliced from 2 exons. The record is from RefSeq and is a predicted model, not a curated record.